Molecule: messenger RNA, 4415 nt
Organism: Agelaius phoeniceus (red-winged blackbird)
Lineage: Eukaryota; Metazoa; Chordata; Aves; Passeriformes; Icteridae
Gene: CD109
Product: CD109 molecule
Cellular component (GO): extracellular region
Molecular function (GO): endopeptidase inhibitor activity
Source: RefSeq, a predicted model, not a curated record
AUGGCGCGGACCCGCCGCGACGUCCUCUUCUUCCUCCUCCUCCUCCUCUUCUUCUGCAGCUCCGCGGCGGCCGGACCUACGUUCCUUGUGGCAGCUCCCUGGAACAUCCGGCCUGGAGCAAACUUGACUGUUGGGGUAGCUCUGCUGCCGGACAGCCCAGCACAGGUCACCGUAAAAGGAGAAGUGAUCAGAGAUAACGAGACCAUCCUGAGCAGGGAAGUGGUCUUUGAGAAAGGUACCUUUGGGACUCUUGUUCUUCCAGCACUGCCUCUGAACAGUGCUUCUGGGAAUUAUGAAUUACUGGUGGAGGGCCGUGCUGAUGGCCGGCACAUCUUCUCUAACCGUACCAGCCUGAUGUACAUGUCAAAGAGCACCUCUGUGUUCAUCCAGACUGAUAAAUCCAUGUAUAAGCCAGGACAGGAUGUGCUCUUCAGGAUUGUCACUGUCUAUCCUGAUCUCAAACCUUACCAAGUGUCUCUGAAUAUAUAUAUCCGAGACCCUCGGAAGAAAUUGAUUCAGCAGUGGUUGAUGGAGGAAGGUGAUUUGGGUGUGGUUUCCAAAAAAUUUCAGUUAUCAAUGAACCCUCCACUAGGAGACUGGUCAAUAGAGGUGGAAGUGAACGGUCAAGUUCAUUAUCAAAGAUUUAAAGUGAUGGAAUAUGUUUUACCAAAAUUUGAUGUCCUGAUAACAACACCCUUAUACUACUCUUUGAGAGAUGAAGAUGUAACUGGUGUUGUCUCUGCAAAGUACACAUAUGGAAAGCCAGUAAAGGGAACUGUAACAAUCACUUGCCUUUCUGUUUCUUACUGGACAAACAAGAGAAAUAUAACAACAACAAUGGAGAUAAAUGGAUCUGUGAAUGUAACCUGUAACAAGCUGAUGUUGCAAAACCUGAAUGUUGAGCAGUCAUGGCACCAAGGUGGCAGCGAUUACACAGAGCCGAUAGAAAUGAUCGCGGUGGUGACGGAGUCACUCACAGGAAUCUCCCAAAAUUCAAGUACCAUCAUAUUUCCAAAGCAAAGUGACUAUUUUAUUGAAUUUCUGGACUACACUAGAGUUAUAAAACCUUCUCUGAACUUCAUAGCUACUCUAAAGGUGUCACGUUCUGAUAGCAACCAGCUGACAGCUGAAGAGAGGCAGAAUCUUGUAACAAUCACUGCACAGGAGUCAGACCUGCUUUUCCAUCACUCUUCACUUUCUCACCUGGAAAAUGAGGCAACAGAGGAGAGAAAUCUGACAGUCCAUGUCCUGAACUACACAGUUCCAGAAAAUGGAGUAAUUGAUGUUGAGUUUCCAAUCCUGUCUGAUACAAAAACUCUGAGAGUUCAGGCAGAGUUCCUCAGCAGUAAGACUGACAUAGGUGUUUAUGAUGUGUUCAGCUCCCCCAGUCAGACUUAUCUGCAGGUUAAAACAAAGAGCCAGGAUAUAAAGGCUGGGAAGCCUUUUGAGCUGAGCGUUGCAAGCAACAAGCCAGUGAGAGAGUAUCACUAUCUGGUAUUAUCUAAAGAACAAAUUAUGGCUUUUGGCACAAAAUCUACAAAAACAUUCACUUUAACAGCAGAAAAUUCCUGGGCUCCUUUGAUAGCUAUACUUGUAUUCUAUGUAGAUGAGCUUGGAGUGGUUGUAAAUGAUGCUCUCACUGUCCCCAUCCAGCCUGCUUUGGAUGACAAGAUUAAAAUCUCUUGGAGCAAAGAUAAGGCCAAGCCAUCUGAGAAGGUCUCCCUUAAAAUCAGUACAACAGAGCCAGGAUCAGUAAUUGGAAUCUCAGUUGUUGAUAAAAGUGCAAAGCUUCUGGGAGAAAGUAGUGACAUAACAGAAGAAUCUGUCCUCCAUGAGCUCUCUUUAUACAGCACAGUGCAGUAUUUCCCCCUGGUCAGAGGUUCUUUUGGUGUAUUUCAGAAAUGCAGCCUUUGGGUAUCAACUGAUGCAGUUCUUGAGGAGGAUAAGGAACAUUUUCUUUAUGGUGGAAUGAUACCUAUAGAGGAUGGUUUCGGGGAUGAUAUGCCUGUAUCUAAAAAUGGGCCUCCUGAUUUCAGCAAUCUCUAUGUGAGAACACAUUUUCCAGAGACUUGGCUUUGGAUUGACACUAAAAUGAGAUCUGGCCCAGAAACCACAAUGGAUGCCAUUGUACCUGACACCAUCACGUCCUGGGUAGCCAGUGCUUUUGUGGUCUCUGAAAGCGGCGGGCUCGGAGUGACGACUGCUCCGCUGGAGCUAGAAGUUUUUCAGCCUUUUUUCAUUUUCCUGAACCUUCCAUAUUCUGUCAUCAGAGGAGAGCAGUUCAUUUUGGAAGUGAACAUCUUUAACUAUUUGAAAGAAGAAGCUGAGGUUACUGUGAUCCUGGAUAUGAAUGAUGCUUUUGAAAUUAUUCUAACAUCCAAUGAAAUAAAUGCUACAACAAAUCAACAAUCUGUAUCUGUACCGAGUGAAGAUGGGAAAACUGUUCAAUUCCCAAUCAAGCCAAAACAACUGGGAGAGAUUCCCAUCAAAGUGACAGCAAUAUCAUCUGCUGCUUCUGAUGCUGUUAUCCAGAAAGUUAUAGUCAAGGCUGAAGGAUUGGAACAGACAUAUUCUCAGACAGUCCUUUUGGAUUUGACUGGGAAUAAACGACAAGCAGUGUCAAAAACUUUGGAAUUCACUUUUCCUUCUGAUGUUGUAAGUGACAGUGAGAGAGUGCAGGUCACUGCUGUUGGUGAUCUACUGGGGCCUUCUAUCAAUGGUUUGUCAUCAUUGAUUAAGAUGCCUUAUGGCUGUGGUGAACAGAAUAUGAUCAAUUUUGCUCCCAAUGUUUAUAUUUUGCAAUACUUGACUAAAACCAGACAGCUGAGAGACGAUAUUAAAUCAAAAGCAGUAACAUUUAUGAGAAAAGGCUACCAAAGAGAGCUGCUUUUCCAGAGGGAUGAUGGCUCUUUUAGUGCCUUUGGAAAUGAAGAUCCCUCUGGGAGCACAUGGUUAUCAGCUUUUGUAUUGAGAUGUUUCCUUCAAGCCCGUCCAUUCAUAGAUAUUGAUGAAGAGGUGCUCAUGGAUACAGCUAAAUGGAUUGUCCGUCAUCAGAAAAUAAAUGGAGAGUUCCAGGAGCCUGGGAAAGUGUUACACAGUGAUCUUCAAGGAGGCACCAACAAUCCAAUUACUCUCACAGCUUACAUCAUGUCAUCUCUCCUAGGGUUCCCAGAUAAACAGCAUGCUUAUGCCAUCAAGACUGCUACAAACUUUCUAGAAGAUAAAUUAGAAGAAGGCAUUUCAGAUAAUUACACAUUGGCAGUUGUGACAUACGCAUUGUCCUGGGCAAAAAGUCCAAGAGCAAAGGAAGCACUGAAUAUGCUGAACCAGAGAGCAGAACGCCAAGGAGAAUUUCGUUUUUGGGUAACACCUGCUUCUGAAAUUUCUGACUCAUGGCAACCACGAUCCAUUGAUAUUGAACUUGCAGCAUACGCUCUGCUCUCUCACUUUCAUCAAGACAGAUUAGCUGAAGGGAUCCCUAUUAUGAAAUGGUUAAGUCAUCAAAGAAAUCACCUUGGGGGAUUUUCAUCUACUCAGGACACAGUGGUGGCUCUACAAGCCUUGAGUCUGUUUGCAGCUCUCACUGUGGCAAGCAAAACAGAAAUGGAUAUAACAGUGACAGCCCCUUCUUUGGAAAUGCCAGAGACAUUCUCAAUUGAUAAUCGAAACCGUUUCCUGCUUCAGACUAAGGAGAUUCCCCCUGCACAACAAAUGACAAUGACAGUGUCAGCGGAGGGAGUGGGAUUUGCUGUCUUUCAGCUGAAUGUGAUGUACAACACAAAGCACACCGAUCAGAGGCUCAGAUCUGUCCAAAAUCAAGAAGCCUUUGACUUGAAUGUUGAUGUAAAAGAUGAUAAAGAUGAUACAAACCACUUGACUUUGAAUGUGUGCACAAGGUACUUUGGUUCUGGCUCGGCUCCCAGUAGUGGCAUGGUCCUCAUGGAGGUUGGCUUACUCAGUGGUUUCUCUGUGUCACCAGAUUUUGUUCCAUUAGACAAUACAAUUAAGAAGACGGAAAAGGAUAAUGGAAAAGUCAACCUAUACUUUGACUCUCUAAAUGAAACACAGGUUUGUGUGGAUAUUCCAGCUGUGAGAGACUUCAAGGUGGCAAAUAUCCAAGAUGCUUCCGUGACUGUACUGGAUUACUAUGAACCUAGAAGAAGAGCAGUGAGAAGCUAUAAUUCAGAAGUAAUGCAAAGUAUAACCUCUUGUGACUUCUGUGAAAGUGAUUGUCACCUUUGCCACCGAGAUGGUUCUGCAGCCUUGCUUCAGCACUCUUCAUUGGCCUCCUUGUUCUGUGCACUCUUUGUCCUUCAUGUAAACUUGCUGUGCAGUUGGGUGCUGUAAAAGGAAACAGAUUAUGUUGCACAUCUAAGGUUUCCAUAAAUUAUCCAAAGAAAAUUUUAUGUUCAGAU